CAGAGGGCGUAUUGUGAUGGUGGGAGAUCGUUCAUGCGCCCAUAAACUGCGCAUGGAGUAAAAUGGAACGAUUCUCAUGUUGCUCAUGCGCAUUAUACGCGAAACGGAACAAACGGAACGCACCCUAGUUUUCAUCGUAAGAUCGUGCCGCGUGAAUUCCAUCUUUUCUCUUCAUCAUGGCGGAUGUAAAGAAAGCACCCGAGAAGAAGGUCGAGAAGAAGAUCGACAAAAAAGUGAAGAGGGAACCGAAAGACGCUUCCAAGAAUGUAAUGCGUGAAGUACGAAUCCGCAAGCUCUGCUUGAACAUUUGUGUCGGAGAAUCUGGUGAUAGGCUGACGCGCGCUGCCAAGGUCUUGGAGCAACUGACUGGACAACAACCUGUGUUCUCCAAAGCCAGAUAUACAGUACGUUCUUUUGGCAUAAGGCGUAACGAGAAGAUAGCUGUACAUUGCACGGUCCGUGGUGCAAAAGCUGAAGAAAUUCUCGAACGCGGCCUAAAGGUGCGAGAAUAUGAACUGAAAAAAGAGAACUUCUCGGGCACUGGAAAUUUUGGCUUUGGCAUUCAAGAACACAUCGAUUUGGGAAUCAAAUAUGAUCCCAGUAUUGGUAUCUAUGGAUUAGACUUCUACGUUGUUCUUGGGCGUCCAGGAUUUAAUGUGGCACAUCGAAGAAGAAAAACAGGCAAAGUUGGUUUCCAGCAUAGGCUAACCAAAGAAGACGCUAUGAAAUGGUUCCAGCAGAAAUAUGAUGGAAUCAUUAUAGCAGGAAAAAAGUGAUACUUCUGCAUAAUACUUCAUCUUUUGCAAAACCAUUAAAAACUUUAACAAAAAUC
Molecule: messenger RNA, 832 nt
Organism: Camponotus floridanus (Florida carpenter ant)
Lineage: Eukaryota; Metazoa; Arthropoda; Insecta; Hymenoptera; Formicidae
Gene: RpL11
Product: 60S ribosomal protein L11
Exons: 5
Coding region: 177-776 (199 amino acids)
Biological process (GO): translation
Cellular component (GO): cytosolic large ribosomal subunit; ribosome
Molecular function (GO): RNA binding; structural constituent of ribosome
Source: RefSeq, a predicted model, not a curated record